Molecule: messenger RNA, 3044 nt
Organism: Zonotrichia albicollis (white-throated sparrow)
Lineage: Eukaryota; Metazoa; Chordata; Aves; Passeriformes; Passerellidae
Source: RefSeq, a predicted model, not a curated record
GGGCUCCGAGCCUUCCGCUUCUCCGCUGCCGACGUCGCGUACCUGCGCUCUGUCCUGCCCAGCACCAUCGAUGACGCCUUCUUUGACUACCUGGCCACCCUGGAUGCCUCCGAGGUGACCGUCACCGCCAUUCCUGAGGGCUCCGUCGUUUUUGCCAGGGUGCCGUUCCUGCAGGUGAAGGGGCCGCUGCUGGUGGUGCAGCUGCUGGAGACCACCUUGCUGUGCCUGAUCAACUACGCCAGCCUGGUGGCCACCAACGCUGCCAGAUUCCGCCUCCUGGCCGGGCCGGACAUGAAGCUCAUAGAGAUGGGGCUGCGCCGCGCGCAGGGGCCCGACGGAGCCCUCUCGGCAUCCAAGUACACCUUGGAUGAUGCCACGGGCUGUGCAAAUCCCAUAUUCCCACACUCCUGGCACUUGGAUGAUGCCAUGGGCUGUGCAAAUCCCAUGUUCCCACACUCCUGGCACUUGAAUGAUGCCAUGGGCUGUGCAAAUCCCGUGUUCCCCUGUCAGGAGCUGCCGCCCCGGGCCGGAGGAGAUCCCGUGGAUCUGGCGGACCUGGCUGUGUCCUGGCUGCAGAGGGUUUGUGACCUGCUCCAGACUCCUCCCAGCAAGGCCAACCAGGGCGAGCUGGCCGCCUUCGUGUCCUACGCUGUCACCUUCCCAUGUGACUUCCAGGGAUUGCUGGACACCUACUGUGUCAGGAGGAGUGGUUUGCCCAAUUUCUGUGCCGUGGCCUUGGCACUGCACCAGCUGGGAUACCAGGCCAUCGGGGUGCGCCUGGACAGUGGGGACCUGGCCCAGCAAUCCAAGGAAAUCCGGGGAGUGUUCCAAGCCUGCGGAGCUCACUUCCAGGUGCCCUGGUUUGAGACCAUCCCCAUCGCUGUCAGCAACGACAUCAGCGAGCAGAGCCUGGAGGAGUUCAGGAGGGAGGGGAGCGAGAUCGACAUGAUCGGCAUCGGGACCCACCUGGUGACGUGUCCCCUGCAGCCAUCGCUGGGCUGUGUCUACAAGCUGGUGGAGGUCAAUGGCUCCCCGUGCCUGAAGCUCACGGAGGAUGAGGAGAAGAUGACAAUCCCGGGGAUGAAGGCAAUCUAUCGGCUCUAUGAUGCUGCUGGUCACCCCUUCAUGGACCUCAUGGCCCUGGAGGAGGAGCCGUCGCCCAGCGCGGGGCAGGAGCUGGGGAUCCGAGUCCUGGGGCGGCUGGAGGAGAGCACCAAGGUCAUUCCCAGCACUGUGGAGCCCCUCCAUCGCACCUACUUCAGGGAUGGCCAGGUGUGUGAGCCCCUGCCCAGCCUGCCCGAGGUGAGGACCCACGCCCAGGUGUCCCUCAACCUGCUCAGCCCCGCUCACCGCCGGCUCCACGAGCCGCAGCCCUACCCGGUGGCCGUGACGGAACGGCUGCACCAGCUCUUCCUGGAGCUGCGCCAGGGCAGCCUCUGAGGGGGCCCCUGCUCAUCCCCAGCUCCUGCUCCGCUCUUUUUUGGGAAGCCCGGGUGUCUCGUUAGGAAUUAAUGGCUCUAAUUUAGACCUGGCACUAACCCGAGGAACCUGCAGGAACUGGGAGAGAGCUCUGGGGUCCCAGUAGGGAAGCUGGGAAUGCUGGGAUGGGGAAGGCAGAGCUGUCCCUGCAUCCCCGAAGUGGCAGAACUGUGCCCAGCUUGGUGGCCCUGCCAGCCUUGUGCCUGAUCUUGGUGGCCCUGCCAUCCCUGUGCCCAACUUGGUAGCCCUGCCACUCCUGUGUCCAGCUUGGUGGCCCUGCCAGCCUUGUGCCUUCCUUGGUGGCCCUGCCAUCCCUGUGCCUUCCUUGGUGGCCCUGCCAUUCCUGUGUCCAGCUUGGUGGCCCUGCCAUUCCUGUGCCUGAUCUUGGUGGCCCUGCCAUCCCUGUGUCCUCUGUGGUGGCCCUGCCACUCCUGUGUCCAACUUGGUGGCCUUGCCAUCCCUGUGCCUUCCUUGGUGGCCUUUGUGGCAGCCUUUUGCCUUAUCUUCGUGGCCCUGCCACUCCUGUGCCCUCUGUGGUGGCCCUGCCAUCCCUGUGCCUUCCUUGGUGGCCCUGCCACUCCUGUGCCUUAUCUUGGUGGCCCUGCCACUCCUUUGCCUUCCUUGGUGGCCCUGCCACUCCUGUGCCUUCCCUGGUGGCCCUGCCACUCCUUUGUUCAACUUGGUGGCCUUUGUGGCAGCCUUUUGCCUUAUCUUGGUGGCCCUGCCAUCCCUGUGCCCAACUUGGUGUCACUAGAACAAAGCCUGGAGUGCCACCAACAGGGUGACAAGGGACACCCAUGGGAUACCCGUGGCGGACACUCUUUGCUUUGGCAAUUCCAAGCUUCAUCUCUGUGGCCACCUUCCAACUCUUUCCACUCUGGCCGAAUUCCCUGGGAUCUGGAGGCUGGCUCCAGGCUGAUCCCAGCUCCAGGCUGAUCCCAGCUCCAGGCUGAUCUCAGCUCCAGGCUGAUCCCAGAUCCAGGUUGAUCCCAGCUCCAGGCUGAUCCCAGCUCCAGGUUGAUCCCACAUCCAGGCUGAUCCCAGCUCCAGGCUGAUCCCAGCUCCAGGUUGAUCCCAGCUCCAGGCUGAUCCCAGCUCCAGGUUGGUCACAGCUCCAGGCUGAUCCCAGUUCCAGGCUGAUCCCAGAUCCAGGUUGAUCCCACAUCCAGGCUGAUCCCAGCUCCAGGUUGAUCCCAGCUCCAGACUGAUCCCAGCUCCAGGUUGGUCCCAGCUCCAGGUUGAUCCCAGAUCCAGGCUGAUCCCAGCUCCAGGUUGAUCCCGGCUCCAGGUUGAUCCCACAUCCAGGCUGAUCCCAGCUCCAGGCUGAUCCCAGCUCCAGGUUGAUCCCAGAUCCAGGCUGAUCCCAGCUCCAGGUUGAUCCCAGAUCCAGGUUGAUCCCAGCUUCAGGUGGAUCCCAGCUCCAGGCUGAUCCCAGCUCCAGGCUGAUCCCAGAUCCAGGUUGCCACCUGCACUCUCUAACCCCCGUUCCCACAGGAAACGUGGCUCUAACCCACACUGAGCUUCACACUAAGCAAAAAAUUUCAAAUAAAAGCCUUUUCCCAUCA